Molecule: messenger RNA, 8353 nt
Organism: Macrosteles quadrilineatus (aster leafhopper)
Lineage: Eukaryota; Metazoa; Arthropoda; Insecta; Hemiptera; Cicadellidae
Product: small subunit processome component 20 homolog
Exons: 37
Coding region: 147-8273 (2708 amino acids)
Cellular component (GO): 90S preribosome; nucleolus; small-subunit processome
Source: RefSeq, a predicted model, not a curated record
UGUCAGGAUAAAAUAAAAAGGGAUUUAAGCUACAUAUUGUCAUUUUACUUAAUUUGAACAAAAUUAAGUUGGACAGCUUUGGAAAUUAUUAUUUGUUUUAUAAAUGUAAAGGGUUGCCAAAAACUGAAUGACAGUUCAAUAUAAAAAUGAAGAACAAACCACUACGUCAUAAGGAUUCGAACACGUUUAAGUUCCAGCCAUUCUCCGAACGGAUAGCCAGCAUUGAUGUUGAUGUAUUUCACCGUGUGGGUCAUUUGAAUGAAACUGACGAAGAAGACAGUGUAACAUAUUUUCAAAAAACAUUGCAAAAAUGCAAUGACCUCAACCUUGCUAAAAGCUAUGAAGCUUUGAAGAAGAAAAUUGGAUAUGACGUGCAAACAUUGCCUCAGUUACUGGCUCAGAAAGAGAGGAUUGUUUCAGUUUUAUCUGAAUCACUAGAACAGGCUGAUUCAUUUUCCUUACAACCAUGUCUUGAAUUGAUCGUGGCUCUAGCACAGGACUUGAGACAAGAGUUUUAUCCAUUUUACUCAAAUUUGCUCACAAAAAUAUUGAAUCUUUUGAAUACCAAAGACACCGACCAACUUGAAUGGACUUUUACUUGUCUUGCAUAUUUAUUUAAAUAUCUUUGGAGGUUCUUAGUUAGAGAUUUGAAUAUUGUUUUUGAGCAACUCCUUCCUCUUCUGAGCUCUUCGAGGCCCCAGUGUAUAAACAACUUUGCUGCUGAAAGUUUCGCUUAUGUUGCAAGAAAAGUGAAGGAUAAGAGAAACUUCUUAAAACUUGUGUUGAAAUCAGUUAUCAAAUCAAAUGACGGGGUUUCUGGCUGUGGCAAGCUUCUGUUUGAGGUGGUCAGAGGUGUCCAGGGUCAGUUCCACAACUGUGCUCAGUCCUGGCUGCAGUUUCUGCUUCAGUCCCUGGAGGAUGAUGGAUUACCUUCUCAAGUGCUGGUUGACAUUCUGUCCGAAAUGUUCACAUGCAUAGCAGCUGGAAUCCUUACUAAGUACAGCAAGAUGUUUUGGGACAGUUUACAGGAAAAUAUUAAAAGACCAGUAUUAAAAUUGUCAGAGGAGAUAAGUGAAAAAUGUUUGAAUACUUUGAAGAACCUGCUACAACUCACUCUAGUUGUAUUGAACUACAAAAACUGUGUUUUUCUGCUGAAUCCUGCAGAAUUUGUGAAGACAGUGACCCUGAUUAUUUCAGACAACUGUCCCUUGGAUAUUAUGAUGAAGUUAGUGGAUGUUUCAAGAAAUGUCCUUCUGUCUCCGAGAAUCAGUUUGCCUCAAGAUGUGAGCGUUGCGUUGAUUCAGAAGAUCAUAUCUUCUAGAAACUGGGAAGCUGUUGUAUCAUUUACGAGUGGAAUGUUACCUUACUCCGGUUUUGACAGUCUCAUUCUUCCGUCUUUUCUCAAACAUUGCCAGGAUCAGAAUUUUGAUCAAGUGCUUCUGGAGUUAACAAGAAUAGUUUUAAACAAAACACCACCAUCAAAGUCAUUUUCAGAGUUAAAAAACACAAGGCAUUAUCCUUUGCCAUGUUCAUUGAAGUGGAGAGAAGCCAUUACCCAAGAACUCUUAAACAUUUUAAAAUGUGUAAAUCAAGCAGAUAUUGAUACAAACUUGGAAAAACUCAUCCAAGCUGUUACCGUUCUUCCUAACAUGGCAAGGGAUAGUCCAACUAUGUCAAAAGAAGUGAUCAACUUGGCAUCCAAAUUAACUAAUAAAUUAGUUGACUCGUUGAAAUCUACCAGCUCUCCAUCCAAAAUUCUGUUUCUCAUGCAUCAGACUUUAAGUGCCAUUUUUCUAUUAUCUGAUAAUAAGGGAGCUGUGGAUUUGGAAUUGGGCAAUGUCCAUGAGGUUCUACUUCCUAUGAUAAACACCAGUGUUUUGGCUCUUCAGACACUUGAAAUCUACGUAAAUAUUGCCAAGCUGGGUGUGUAUGAGAAGGAUAGUGAUAAAAUGAAGUGCCAACUUACUGAAAAUCUCACCUCCCCUUUUCACCAGAUCCGAUCCCUAAGUGCCAGUCUCUUGUUGUUUCUUGAACCAAGUAAUGAGAGUGAAGUUCACAAGAUAUUGUCAACCAUUGUGAAGGCAGAAGACAUUGGAGCUACCAUUCAUGAGUACCGCGACAAACUUCGCCAACUUCAGAUGUUGGAGUGCUCGGACGAUACAACACGUCAGACAGAGUUUAGAAUACCAGUCAACUACUUGCUCGGCAAUCUCCACAUCAACUUCAAGUUGUUGUGGGAACCUGUAUCCAAGCUGAUUGUGUCAUACGCCAAGUUGAUUCCAUCAGCCGAGUUUUGGCCUGUGUUUCUAAAUCAGCUGAACCUCGCCGUUGCUCAAGUUCAAAAUGGUGUUUCAACCCUUGAUAAACAUGAUUACAAGUGUGAAGUGUUAGCGGAGGCCAGCAAGCAGUUAGCCUCAGUAGAAGAGCGUCCAGACGUCUUUAACAGACGCAUACUGCUGUGGCAGUUGAUGACCAACUUUCCUGAAGUUUGUGAAGAGAAAAACAGGGAUAUUGUGGUGCUGUUCCUAGAUUUUCUUAAAACUGAAUACUUUCGGCUCAGUCCUGAGGAUGCUACUUGCUGGAAUAUAAAACAAGGCAAAAGAAAGACAAACGAUGAUGUAGAAAAAUCAACAAAAGAAGAAGAUAGCAUGGAAGUUGAAAACAUAAAUGGUGAUUUGAAUGAAAUACAGGAUUCAGACGAUGAUGAUGAAGAAGAGGAAGUUAAGAAUGAAACAAUAACUCCUGGAAGAACUGCAUCGAAGAGUUUGCUGGCUCAUCUGACAGUAUUCAGCAAGCUACGGAACCCUAGAUCAAUGUUUAAGGAGCCUGAACUAUACAAAACAUAUCUUGAUUUCCUAAGCCACAAGAAUCCAGAUGUGCAAAAAGCCGCUUUGGAUUGUAUUAUGACAUAUAAGUUCAAGUAUCUCACUCCGUACAAAGAGCAUUUGUAUGGACUGAUAGAUGACAAAACAUUCAAGGAAGAAGUGACACUUUUCAGAAUCGAUGCAGACAAUGAAAUCAUCAGGCCUGAACACAGAGCUGAUCUGAUUCCUGUGGUCAUGAGGAUUGUGUACAGCAAAAUGUUGAACAGAAGUGGUGCCAGGACUGGAAGUAAAUCAGCGAAGCAAGUUAGAAGAUCAAUUGUUUUCCGUUUCCUGGCAGGAUGUAAACACGAAGAACUGUUAUUCUACUUGAAGAUGGCUUUUAGGCUAUACGCUUCUACAAUUCAAGACGAUGCAGCUGCCAUGGUACAUUCAGUGCAGUCCACACUAGACCUGUCGGCCAUGGUGCCACCCAAGCGACUGUUGUCUACUGUCAACCUUUUGAUGGUUGUUUUAUCUCAAUGUGGAUCUCUGCUAUCAGAGGAAGCCUUGCGUUUCUUACUCCGUGUGCUGCUGUGUGUGGGAGUGACAGUGUCGUCUGCGCUGUCUCAACGAGAGGUUGUCCAUGCAGGAUACUUCAACAUUCUCAAGAACAUCCGGACAGCAGCGUUUGGUGUCAUCAUCAAGUUCUUCAGUGCUUUUGAGACAUUCCCUUGGACCAGCCAAGAGCUUGAUGUAGUAUUUAAUGUGUUUGUCUGGCCUUACCUACCCAAGCUGCCAGUAGAAGGCAUCCAUAGUCCUACACCUUUGAUGAAGCUCUUCAUGGCUUGGAGUCAACUUCCUAGGUAUUUCCCUCUUCUUAUAAAGUACCAGAAGGACUCGCCAGAAGUGACCCCUCUACCUUUCAUAAUGACUCUACUAACCUCCACCAAGACCCAUGGUUCGGUUGUCAAUGCCAUAAUGGACAUUGUAGACAAGCUUGUAAACUGGGAGGACAACAUGGAUGAAGAUGUACCUCCCAUCCCACCAUUGCUUAUUAACGACUUGCUUGAUGUGGACAGUUAUGAUAUUCAAGGUCAUACAAACUUUGGCAGCAGAAUCCUGUAUCCUCACAUUCCGGCGGUGUUGGAAAGAAUGAAGAGGAAACUCAGCCGACCUAAAGCAACUCUGGGACAUCGAGACUUGACGAUUCUCUCUCACGUCACCAGUCUGGUCCAUGACUCCGAGACUAGUGAAACGUUGCUCUCCCUGAUGAUUCCUGUGGUUGGACGCAAGGCAGGGGCAGGCGAGCAUGUCAUCUGCCCUCUCAUCACCACUGUUACCAACCUAAUCACCAACGUGACUCAUCCGCGAGGAUACAUUCGCAGUUUGGCACCACUGUUCGGCUCUGUAGUCGGGGCUGAACCUCGUAGAAUGCUGUCAGCCUUGGUUAAGAGCAUUGAUGGUGAGGAGAAUGGCCUGAAUGCUCAACUUUUAGCUGAUUUAAAUGCCUGGAAUGCCAAAUGGCUUGAUCAGCCAGAUUUUGAGCGCCGCUUGGAUGCUUUCAAGAUAAUCAGUCAAUUAAACUCCGAUGGUAAAAUAACCAUUGAACAAGGCGUGAUUAUUAUCUACACGUGUUUCCACUUCAUUAGAACUGAAAAAGACAUGUCGCUGAAGGACUGCGCUAGUCAGUGUCUUCACAAACUUUGUCCGAGCCUGUGCCAACAAUAUCCUGGAGAAUUGGAGUUCCUUGUCAAUAAAACAAUUCUGGGGAUCCUAGCGGCUGGUCUUAGAGAUAAGAGAAGUGAAACUGUCCAACAGGAAUCCAUCACUCUUCUUGGAUACAUGGCUCGAGAAUGCCCCCAAGUCCAUCCGGUUCUCCGAGACUUGUCUUUGUUGGGGAAUAAAAUUGAUACGGAAGUGGACUUUUUCGAAAAUCUACAGCAUUUGCAACUGCAUCGUAAAGUUCGAGCCUUGUUGAAAUUUUGUGAUGUCUGCAAAACACUGUCGAAGCCACUCAACACACGGACCCUGACUCAGUUUGUUCUACCAAUAAUCUCCAACUUCCUUUGUUCAGAAAAAUACCAGAAUAAAAACACCAUUGUGGAUGCUGCUAUUGAGGUUUUAGGAACUGUGUGCAAAAUGCUUCCAUGGCAUCAGUAUGAAUUAGUUCUUCGGUUUUACUUAGGGAAGUUAAAAAGUUCAGUGGAAUACCAAAAACAGCUUGUUAGAAUAAUAGUCAUAAUCUUAAACGCCUUUCAUUUUGACCUAAGCAAUGCUGACUUAAAAGAAACACCUGUGAUUGAAAACACUGUGAAAGAUUCCAAACCGACAACUGAUGAGAAUAGUGAGGAAAAUAAGGAAAAUGAGGAAAACAAAGAAGAAGAAGAUUCACAAGAAGACAAACCAAAAGAAGAUGAUUUAGAGGAAUUGUUAGACAAAGACGAGUCAAUGAUGACACAAGAUGACACAGAGGUAAUGGAAGUCCAAGAAGAAGUUGUACCUGUGAUUGAGAGACAGAUCGUUCUGAACAAGUCUCUUGCGACAAGAGUUAUCUACACGAUAAGAACGAUCCUGCUGCCGCAGCUUCACAGAACGAUAACAGCUCGUACUCAGAGUGAUGCGAUGCACAAAGUGAACCGUAAGAUGGCUGGGCCUGACCGGGACGAGGAAGACAUUCUGCGUGUGCCGAUAGGACUGGCCAUGGUGAAACUGUUGCAGCGACUACCUGAGGAGGUGCUGCAACAGAACAUCUGUGGUAUCCUGAUGAAGCUGUGCACCUUCCUCAAGUCUCGUCUGGACAGUGUGCGACGCAUCACCAGGGAGACUCUGCAGAAGGUGAUUGUUACCCUCGGACCCAAGUAUCUGCUACAGCUGGCACAAGAGAUGUCCACCAUACUGACCCAUGGCUUCCAUGUCCACGUCAUGGUGUACUCUCUACACAGUGUGUUGGUGGCGGUGAAAGGUCUGCUGCAACCGGGGGAUAUAGACCCGUGUGUCCCUAUCAUACUGCAGGCUUGUAGGACAGAUCUGUUUGGGAAGACUGCAGAAGAGAAAGAAGUGAAGCAGAUCGCUGGUAACCUGAUGGAGGCUCGAGCAAACCGCAGCUACGACAUGUACCACAUUCUGGCGGAGUUUGUGUCACAGAAGAGUCUUAUAAACUUGAUUGUUCCUUUGAAAGAGGAGGUAAGCCGUACCCUGUCUCACAAGUCCGUCAACAAAGCUAGAGAAUGCUUGAGACACAUUGUACUAGGUUUGGUGGACAACAAGUUUGUUACAACAGAGUCACUGUUGAUCUUUGCCUACGGAACAUCGUCUGAGAGUGUCCCAGCGUUGUUUUCCAACCUCAAGAAGGACCAGAAGGCUGACAAACCAAAGACAAAUCUCCUGGAAGAGAGGAAAGACGUAUUUCUGAUUCCAAGUGAGCCUAAAAGCCGGCCUAGUGCACAAACCAAGCAUUGCGUCCACACUAACGCUCACAUUUUUGUGGAGUUUGGACUGCUGCUCUACUACUUUCUGUUGAAACGAGAGAAAAUCAAAGGAGCAGAUUACAGGCCACACUUGGAUCCGUUGGUUAAGGUUUUGUCAGAUUGCCUCAAGUCUGAACAUGUCAAGAUCACAUCAAUAUCACUGCAAUGCCUCUGUUGGGUUGUCAAGUUUGAUCUGCCCACCUUAAAGACAAAGUUAGAAGAUAUAACUGACAGUGUGUUCAAACUGCUGCACAAGUACGCGGCCGCUGGACUCAGUAAGGGAGAUAACUUUGAUCUAGUCAUGGCGGCUUUCAAGGUUGUGGCAGUUAUAGUCAGAGAUGUUAAGCACCAUCAACUAUCACCUCAGCAACAGAGGACGUUACUGCUGUACUGUGAACAAGACAUCCACGACUACUCUCGUCAAACUAUCGCGUUUUCUCUUUUAAAAGCCAUCUUGGGCCGAAAACUUCGGCUCCCUGAACUAAAUUCAGUGAUGGAAAAAGUGGCCAAAAUCAGCAUAACAGCGGACAUCGAACAUAUUCGCCUACAAGCUAGACAGGUUUUCCAUCAGUAUCUUAUGGAAUACGCUCUGGGGAAGAAAUUUGAAAAACAUCUGACGUGGUAUUUGCAACAGUUGGAGUAUGAACUUCAACCAGGAAGAGAAAGUGCUUUGGAAAUGAUCAAAACUCUUAUAAUUACCUUACCUGCAGAUAUUUUGAAGGAACAGAGUGGGUUUAUUUUUGUGACCGUGGCUGCAAGACUAGUCAAUGAUGAUGUGCCAGUGUGUCGCAAGAUGGCCGCAGACAUUGUCACACUUUUGCUCGAGAAGGUCAAUAACAACGUGAGGGAAAGCUUGUUUGAUAUCGUACUUCUGUGGAUGCAAGAUAAAAAGCUGCUUCAUCGCCGACUUGCAGUUCAGCUUUGUGGGCUUUUCGCAUCACAGGAGAAAACUGGCUUUGACCAACGAAUUGAUAAAGUUCUUCCUCUCAUAGUGGAGCUGAUGAAAGUGGAAAUCAAGGAGUUCAAACCUCACGCAAAAACAGAUGUUGAAAAAUUUAAUAUCAAAGAACAGCUGAAGGACCAUCACUUGUAUCAAUUGUUGCAUUUGAUUGUAAAACUAAGUUCUUUAUGUCCUUCCAUGUUGACUGAUCAGACCAAUAUGAAAAAUACUCAAAUUUUAGCAGAAGGUGCACAGACGCUGCUGGCCUAUCCUCACGAGUGGGUGAGACUGGCGGCAUCUCAGUUCAUAGGCAAGGUGUUGAGUGUGAUGACACCUACCCAGGUGGCCGAGCUGGCCAACUCUCCGCAGCAAGAGAGAGGGUUCGGCUACCUUCGCUGUGACACACGCAACACUCUCAAGAGUCUCAUACUGGACCUCUGCUCUCAGUUCACUCCUGGCAUUGAACUCAACGAGAAACUGCUCAUGCAGACAAUGAAGAAUUUGAUUUUUCUGGCUGAAGUGGUCCAACAUGUUCACAAUGACAAUGCAGCUCAACCCUUAACAUUGCAGUGGCUUGUACGAAGAAUCAGGAAAGUCAUACACUCAGAGGUUGUUCAUGCACCAAACUUCACAAUUCUGCGCACCAUGUGCUACAAUUGGCUGGCAGCGUUGGUGGUCAAGUUGGCCCCUGAUGCUUGGAAACCUCACCUGCCUCUGAUAAUGUCACCCAUCGUACGAGAGCUGCACAUCCCUGACGAGGAGGACAAGAAGUCUCUGAAAGAGGCAGCAAAGGAAACCGCCAACAUUGUGAAGAAGAAAGUCGGAUCUGAGGAAUACAACAGACUUCUCAACUCAUUGACGACAAAACUGCAAAUUCAAAAGGCAGAACGAAAGAAGGAAAGAGCUCAACUGGCUGUCCGUGAACCCGAAAAAGCUGCCAAACGGAAAAUCAGCAAACAAUUGAAGAAGAAGGAGCAAAAGAAACGCAAGAUAGAAGGGGCUAAAAAGGGAAAACUAAAAAGAAAACCAAAACUUAAAACGAACGGUUUUGACAGCCCAUGAUGUUAUAUUUGUGUAAAUCUUACAACUGAUGUAAUGUACCUAUGUAAAUAUUUCUGUACAUAAAUAUUUUUAUCAAUUUA